AUGUAAACAUGACCAAGAACCAUUUUGUCGUUAGGAUUUUUAUUUAGACAUUAACACGAUGGAAUUCAAAAUAUUACUAAUUUAACUGCUCAGCAUCACACACUUACGCCAGUUAGUAUUUCAUUCGCAUUGGAGACAGGACUUGGUUGAUAAAAGCUGGCGUUACAUGGAUAACAUCUAAACGUUAGCAAACAAUGGCCAUGGUUUUUCACACUGAAAUAGCCUCCAUCAUGGAGGUGCUAGCGAAUGCAGCCGUGGCAGAAGUCUGUAAACUCGUAGACGACGACUAUGCAGUGUUUCGUUUGGAAAUAACUCAAAGCCAGAAAGAAAACAGGGCAUUGCGGAGGAAACUACAGCUACUGGAACUGAAGGUGGCACGGGAGCGCGCAGAGAGGACAACGCGAGAGCGCGCACUCUCCAAACGUCCCAGUAGUGUCAAGAUGAUCGACGGAUACAGAGGAAUGGAAAGAGGUGGAGGACAUAUCACUGGAGGCCACAGGAGCUUUGUGAAGCCAGCGGGACACAAUACAUGGAGAGAUGACCAACCAAUCACUGUUGAUGAUGGGAGUGGAACCUCAACCCAGCACGUUAUCAUGAUAGAGGAUACAGAUGCAGAGGCUGCAGGUCCUAGAGGAUCGUCCCUGGUCAAGCAGGAGAGGACUGAAGAAGAGGACACACAACACAACAUCAUGGAGUCAGUAGACGUGGAGGAUGGGAAGCCUGAUCUGCUACUGGUCAAAGAGGAGACGAUAGAAGAUGAACAAGAGGGCAUUAACCUGUUGAGUGGACUAAAGAUGGGGGAGCAAGGUGGUUGGCUGGAGGCUAACAGAGGAGACUGGGCGGACAUCUUGGAUUCCCAGACCCAGACAAGUGCAGUCAAUGGCCCGGGGGACGACAUCACUGAGCAGGCCAGGACUAGAGGCGACAAUGUGGAGGUCAGUGGAUGGGACAGUGUCUUCAACACUGGGCUGGGGAACAACAGUGUUAACCACAACCAGAAACAGACUGUUGAACACAAAACAACAACCGAAUUUAGUCUCCGUGACAACAGACUGGCUGAGACCAGGACGAGUAGUAGAUUUUGUCUGCGGGGACAGGGAGGUGUUGGUAUGCAGCUGGAGAGAACAGACUCUGACUCGGCUAGCGAUGCUCCGUCUUGCUCCUAUAGUUGUGAUUCAGAGAGACUGAUGGCACCUCAGGUUAACCCUCUAACAGGUGCUGCCUUCAGCCUGCCUUCUAUAGGAUCUAUCAACUGGAACAUGGAUCCUGAGACAACACAGACACUCCCUGGCCUUCAUCCUCCUCACACUCUCCUUAUGUUAAACCAGACCUCAGACAAUGCCAGUGCCUCAACCUUAAAUGGCUGCACAAGCCCAUUGACAAAUGACAGUAUUAGAGAUGGAAUCAGUAAAGGUGGCAGCGCCAAAGAGAAGCGCUUUCCGUGUUCAUUUUGUGGGAAAGCCUUCCGUUUGCCCAAACAGGUGGAGAUCCACCAGAGGAUGCACACAGGGGAGAAACCUUUUGGCUGCCACCUGUGCCGGGCCAGUUUUUCAGACUCGUCCAACCUGAAGAGGCACCAGAGAGUCCACACAGGGGAGAAACCCUACAGCUGCCCCCAGUGUGAGAAGAGGUUCUCCCGCCAGCAUCAUAUGAAGAUGCACCUGAAGGUCCAUACAGGAGAGAGGCCGUUUGCCUGUACUCACUGUGGGAAGAGGUUCUCAGAGAGGAGCUACCUCAGGGUACACCAACAGAAAAUGCACACGGCCCAUGUAUAGUAAUAUGUAAUGUUGUACUACUACUUAGUACUAAUUCUGUUGGUUUUGGAUAUUGUAGGGAAGUGGAUGAGGUGAACUGAACUGAAGAAAUAAUGAGUAUGAUGAGACAUAGAAGAUCAGGGGUUAGCAACAGGAUUUGGGGGAUUUGUUUUUGGUUAAAAACAGACCAGGAAUUCAGCUGAAAGUAUUCCCACAAAUAAAUAAAUAAAAAAGUAUCUCAGUGUUAUCAAGGUAUGAAAUUCUUGUUAUUUUCAAUACAAUCUCUUUGGGCUUAGUUGUGGUCAUUUUGCAGCGUACAAAUUAUAAUUCUUUUCCAUCCCCCUGACCAUUCGCUCCGAGAAAGAUUCAGCCCGCAGCUGAGUCUAGUUGCCUACCCCUGGAGUAGAUGAUAUUGUCAUGGUUGGGGUAUUCUAAAAUGCUUCAUUGAUGAUUUGGACAAUCUUGUCCUGUUGUUUUGAUGCUGGUGUUUUUAUGAGGAAAUGAUAAUGCCUUAAUUCAUGUUUACUUAUACUGAUCAUAACAAUGGGGUGAAACUCCAGGACAACAGUUGUGAUUGUUUAUUUUACUUUGUCCUGUCCUGUUUUUAGGUUAUGUAUCUUUGUUUACAUGACAGCAACUUCUUUUCUUUUAAUUGAGUGCCAUUUAGGUUAGGCUAUUUGAUCGGAGAAACCUGCAUUAUGUAAAAAGAGUCUCAUUACAUUGUCAUACAUUUUAUCUCCAGCCUGUAGAUUACAGAAAAGGCCACGCACACUUUCUACCAUAUCAUAGAUCUGCUGCAUGAUUUAUGUUAGAUCAUUUUUUACAGAAUGUUGGUUGAGCGCUGCAGAGGUGCAUCUUUCCAACAGCACCCUGGAGAGGCGCGCUGGGAAUGAACAAGCAAAAUAUUUUACGCCCCUGCCUUUGAUAAAGUGGGCACUGCUUAUCAAAGGGCGGCAUCACCGCUCACCUAAAAAGCCCAUAUGCCACUGGUUGAGAGAAAUUAUCAUUGUUUUGUGGCAGAAUUAUGUGAGGUUUUAUGUGUUGGUUUUGGAGGUGUGUCUUGGUCUGUUCAGCUCAGAAAAUGCCGCCCUCAUCAAUCUCCCGCCAUAGGUGGCCCCCUAAUCCUGCCUAAUGAGUGGGCAGACCAUGCCUAUACCAUAUCAUAAUUGCAUCAAUAAAUUGGUUAUAACAAACUCUGAACACCGUAACACCAAAAUGGAUGCAGAGGACAUGACAAACUCAAAAGGGGGGAAUAUUUACAGGUUGCUCAGGAGGUAAAGGGAAAGUGGAUUAAAUGUGACUAGUUGUGGAAAAUACUGGAGAUCAAGAAAACAGAGGUAAGGAGCCAGCACUGCGUGCAUAUUAUGUGCAGUAAAGUAUAAGCGUACCAGAGAGUCUGUAACAUGUUUGUUUUUUGUUUUUUUAUUACAGAAAAGACUAAAAACAUUUUAAUUCAUUCGUGAAUGCAAUUUCCGAAAUGGAAUGGUUUAUUGUUUAAGCUAAUUAUUCAAGGCUCGCUUUAUUUUAAAAUUGAAACGCUUUAAAGCAUUUCAAAUCAUGAAUGACUCGUAUGCUGUGUGAUCACAUGAACGAGUGAAGGAUUGACUGAUACAGUAGCCUAUAGAAGUGUUGAAAUGCAGUCCUAAGUAAGUUAUGAUAUUAAGACUAAAUAGGCCUACAGCUUGACGUUGGUUAUACAAGGCUGCUAUGCUAAGCCUACUAAUGAUAAUGACAUGAGUUAUUAUUAUAAUAAUAGUAAUAAUGAGAUCAAGAAAAAUGAGUGUUCUUAUAAAAAAAAUACAAUUUGGUACAGUGUAAACACUCAAUUAUAAAUAAUACCAGAGGCUGUUCUAACAAACAAAGUGUAAAGCCUUUAUUACAGCAACGCAAAGAUUAAAAACAGGCAUCUCGUUGCGUAGCCUCACGGAAUCAGUAGGCUGUUAAACAAACAUUCAUACCGAAAACAGAAGCAGGCUCUGUCUCAUUUCUGUAGGUAUAUUGAUGAUUUUUAAAGCUAGGCACAUUUAACAGUUAGGCUAUUGAUUAUAAACCUAAUUAAGUUCGGGUUUCCUCCUCACUUUCCUUAAGACAAUAAGGCAAGGGCUGUUUUCUCAUUUCCUCGUUCUGCUGCUGCCUCCUGCAUUGUUCUCAACACCAAUAUGCUGGUUAACUUUGCUAUUAUGCACAUAGCAACAUGGUCUAGGAAAAGAAGCCAAUUCAACAGUGCACUGAGGUGUUUCAGAACCAUGGAUAGCAACCGCUAUCCAACAAAGGAGAAAGCUCAUUUGUUAUUACUUUUAUUAUUGUUGCACCAUUGUAUAUGUUAUAUAACCACAUACAAUUUCAGUAACACACCUUAGACUGAUGGACUGUGCCUCCCCCACGGCCUCCACAAUGGAUCAGGUGUCUUGUACACAUGAUAUAUAUAGCACCAGUCAAAAGUUUGGACACACCUACUCAUUCCAGGGUUUUCUUUAUUUCUACUACUUUCUACAUUGUAGAAUAAUAGUGGAGACAUCAAAACUAUGAAAUAACACAUAUGGAAUCAUGUAGUAACCAAAAAAGUGUUAAACAAAUCAAAAUAUAUUUUAUAUUUGAGACUCUUCAAAGUGGGGGGAGGUAUUAUUAUUAGGAAUGGUGUUUCUAAUGUUUGGUAUACUCAGUGUAAUUAUUCCUGUUUUUUACUACUACUGUACUGUCAAAGGAAUUAUCUAAGUAAGCCUCAUUGAUGGCCAACAAAGUUAGCAAGUUAUUGAGUUCAUUAUCCUUAUUUCUGAGGCUAUAUAUUGUAUAUUAAUAUUGGCUAUUUGGGUGGGAGAGUUAAUGCGCCUGGGUGAAAGGUAGACUAGUGGUUAGAGUGUUGGAUCAGUAACCGAAAGGUUGCGAGUUCGAAUCCCUGAACCUGAAAAAUCUUUCAAUCUACCCUUGAGCAAGGCUCCAGGAUCGCUGUCAAUAAUGUCUGAACCCCGGCUGUGACUUCACUUUCCCGAGGGUGUUUAUUUGUAAUUUAUCCCUUAUUUUACCAGGUUGACUGAGAACACAUUCUCAUUUACAGCAAUGACCUGGGCAAUAGUUACAGGGGAGAGGAGUGGGGAUGAAUGAGCCAAUUGGAAGCUGGGGAUGAUUAGGUGGCCAUGAUGGUAUGAGGGCCAGAUUGGGAAUUUAGCCAAGACACCGGGGUUAACACCCCCUACUCUUACAAUAAGUACCUUGUGUCAUGAAGCUAGCCCUUUCAGUGAAUCGGCUAGCAGAGAUGUGAACAACCCCUCCCCCUCCUCUCCUGUUAAGAGGGGCCUCAUUUAUGACUUUACAACCAUGUCAUACAUUAUUGUCAAAACUUGUCUCUCUGGCCAUGCAGUAUGGGAGAGAGAGUGUCACAGUAGAGCAAAGGAACUCUCCCGCCAAAUACUCCUACCUCCCCGAAUUGGAGAAUUAAACAUUGUUCCUAAUUUAGAGAAUGUGGAAACGGUCGGUGGAGAACCCAGCUACAACCUGGUCCGUUUUGAUUCCAUGUUUGUGACCUCAUGAAAGACAAUACAGCCACAUUACCCUAACUCUGUUUAUACAGGUAUCAUACAGGUACAGUUAUGAGGCUUGCAUCUGAAUGUUGAAUAAAAUGUUUGACAAAGUAUAAGAAUACUUUUGAAAAGAUAACAAUGUGAUUUAGUCUUCUAAAAUGAAAAGUGUUUGUUUUAUCGUAACGUGUGCCCACUCAGUGUGCCCCGCCCAAGUGAAUAGACAUUGGUUGGAAAUUAUGAACCAACCCCUUUUCCACUCUAGCAUAAAAGCCCCUGUGAAGAAAAGUCACCUCAGUUCCAAAUAAUGUGAGGACUUGUCCUCAUGUUUAAAAAGGGCUAUUUCUAAUUUCAACCCUACAGGCCAGAAAACGUGAGAGCUUGCUCCACAUGUGAAAUGGUAUGAACUCUGAACUAUUGAUCACUCAAGAAGAAGUGAGUCCUAGAUUACAGCCUAACAGACUGCAGCUGGAAAGGUAGAAAAUCUAGAAAGAACAUUGUCCGACGCAGAAAACCACAACUUCUCACUCCACAACGACCCGGCAGAAUCUACAAAGGACAGGACAAGGGUGACCUCGACUGGGCAAACCAGAGCUUUACAUUACCAGCUCAAUCGUAAAUACGGAUUAUAUUCCUUUAUCAAACAAGCGAUUGUUAAAGUGCAUUUGUAUUCAUAUUUAUGCGAGAAUAGCUUCCCACGUCCGAUAGAGACCCAUGUUUCAUUGUAUUUCCCCCCCCCCUUUCCUCUCUGAAUCGAUCGUGUUAUAACCAAACUGUUUUUGUUUCAUCCACUAGGGACAGUAUUUACUGUAUAAUCUUAUUAUGUGUCAUAUUCUGUAAUUAUUUAAUUAGUUAGUAAAUAAAUAAUUGAGCCAAUUUGGGUAUGGAUGUUUCAUAGUAAAGGCUGGGUUUGUGCAGAUUAAAUUAAAUUCUGAUUGACAGCUAUUGAUAUAAAAUAUCUUCAGAUCUUUAAGAGUGGAUUCGGGAGAUGGAAGCUCUAUAUAAACUAACUCUUCUGUGGUGCCCCAGGUUAUUAAUGAGUAGGUUAUUAAUGAGUUAAUUGUUGCAUGGUUUAAUUCAAUCACGUAAUCAAUCAAACGUUAGGUAAUCGAUUUGAUAAAGUUGCUUGUCAUCACAUUAAAGAAGUCGGAGACAUGACACUUGGGAUCUUUAGUGACCACAGAGUCAGGACACCCGAUAAAAAAUAAAUUGACCAGAGGAAAUAGUGCCUCCUAUUGGCCCUUCACCACCACUUCCUGCAAAAACUGGUCUCCCAUCCAGAACUGCUU
Oncorhynchus masou masou (cherry salmon) is the source of this 6558-nucleotide messenger RNA. RefSeq names its product B-cell lymphoma/leukemia 11A-like. Gene Ontology annotation, biological process: regulation of transcription by RNA polymerase II. Lineage: Eukaryota; Metazoa; Chordata; Actinopteri; Salmoniformes; Salmonidae. Gene Ontology annotation, molecular function: DNA-binding transcription factor activity; RNA polymerase II cis-regulatory region sequence-specific DNA binding. The record is from RefSeq and is a predicted model, not a curated record. The transcript has 5 exons. The coding region runs from base 195 to 1775 and encodes 526 amino acids.